This is a messenger RNA of Ziziphus jujuba (common jujube), 1738 nucleotides long. RefSeq lists its product as uncharacterized. NCBI's taxonomy places the organism in Eukaryota, Viridiplantae, Streptophyta, Magnoliopsida, Rosales, Rhamnaceae. Gene Ontology annotation, cellular component: cytoplasm. Gene Ontology annotation, biological process: protein refolding. Gene Ontology annotation, molecular function: heat shock protein binding. The record is from RefSeq and is a predicted model, not a curated record.
AUGAAAGCAGCUGCAGGAGUACAGUUCUGCUGCUCUCUGGUUCUGAGCAGUACCUUCUUUGCAAGUAGUGCCUACACUAUCCCCAAGCUCCCUCCAAUUCCUAUCUCUGCGGUUUCGUCUUCUUCAAACUCUCUUCUUCGUCUACCAUUAUCCGCAGCUUGGGUCUCAGUUCGAGUCCUAUCUGAUGAUGAGAAAAGAUCUUUAUAUGAUCGCUUUGGUGAGGCAGGUUUGCAAGGAGAACAUGAUGGGUCAGGCAGUGGUUCAAUGGGGGUGGAUCCUUUUGAAGUUUUUGAUACAUUCUUUGGAGGGUCAGAUGUUUUUGGAGGAAGAAGUGAUUCCUGAGGCAUCAAUUUUAAUUUCAGCAACAAGAAAAACCGAAUUCUUGAUAUUCGGUAUGACCUGUAUUUGAGCUUUGAAGAGUCUAUAUUUGGACGACAGCGAGAAAUUGAAAUUUCUUGGUCUGAGAUGUGUGAUAAUUGUGAUGGAACGGGGGCUAAAUCUAGUAGCUGUAUAAAAUCAUGUAGCAGCUGUGGAGGAACAGGAGUAGUGAAAACUCAGAAAACACCAUUUGGAAUGAUGUCAUAGGUAUCUACCUGCACAAAGUGUGGUGGAGAUGGCAAGAUAAUCACUGAUUAUUGUCGAAGAUAUGGAGAUGAUGGUCUGGUACAGUCAAAUCGAAUUAUGAAUGUGUUUAUACCAGCUGGUGCUAGUAAUGGAUCUACAAUGCAACUACAGGGGGAGGGGAACUUUGAUAAUAAAAGGGGCAUAGCUGAUAAUCUUGAUAUAGUGCUCCAUAUAGAAGAAAAGCACGGAAUCAGGAGGGAUGGUCUCAAUCUGUAUUCAACAAUAAAUGUGGAUUAUACCGAGGCCAUAUUAGGGACUGUCGUAAAGGUAGAAACAGUUGAAGGCUUGAGAGAUCUUCAAAUUCCUUCUGGCAUUCAGCCUGGAGAAACACUAAAGUUGUCACGAAUGGGAGUUCCAGACGUCAACAAACCAUCAAUUCGAGGAGAUCAUCACUUUAUUGUGAAUGUUCAGAUCCCGAAGAAAUCAGUGAUGCAGAGCGUGCACUUGUGGAGGAAUUGUCCAAGGCUUCUAGGAAAGGCUAUUCAGUUUCUUCAGACAGCACUGGGAGCUUCGACAAUCACAAAAAUAAAGGCCAAGACAAUUUUCAGUCAAGCUGGGGGACCAAAGGUGUUGCAUCUUUGUGGAACUCACUUAAAGGCUUCCUGGGGUUUUGCAGUAGUUAGUUUUGACACAUCAACAACAUUGUGGAGGUCAAGAAAGCAGGAUCCGUCACUCAUGGUCUCCAUAUUUACAGUUUUUCAUUAUAACAUGUAUUUGUACCUUGAUAGGAAAGAUUAAUUACCCCAAAGUAUUACGACGAAGAAAUGGUUCUUCUCUUCAAACAAUAAAUUCGGUUUUGCUCAUACAUUUUGUAACAAUUUUCUUUUUGGUCGUAUGAUUAGAUAAAUUAACCAAAUGACUAAUGGAGAGGGAAGAUAAUGAUAGGUCUUCUAUGUAACUUUAGCAAAUAGAGACAAUUUGCUCCGAGAAAACAAAAGGUCAAACAUUUCAAUUUAUUAUGCUUCUAGUACUCUGAAAACAUUGCAAUUCAUUCAAAGUGAAAUAUGAGUGUGGUUAUACAAUGCAACUACGGGGGUUUGAGCUUAUUAUGUAUACUGAAUUUCCUUCAAGAACCUCCUCCUGAUUUUAUGAAGUGAAAUUAAAACGUCCUUUA